Molecule: messenger RNA, 2215 nt
Organism: Periconia digitata
Lineage: Eukaryota; Fungi; Ascomycota; Dothideomycetes; Pleosporales; Periconiaceae
Source: the annotation of a GenBank genome assembly
CACACGAGUGCAAGGCUGUUUGCAAUCAAACGAUUGCCCAUCACGACAAUCAUCAAACAUCAACGAUGAGUCUGUGGCUUGUUACAGCGUACUGCUGGCGGUACAUGCCGUUAACCACCCAACCAUCCCAGUACCCACCUCGACUCGUUCGGAGCCGAGGAACAGGAUUGCCUCAGCACAUGUACAUACAUUAUUGAUGCUGGACUGGACGAGAGUAGAACAACCGGAAACGGCUCCAGCUUCUGUCUCGCCGCCGCACUCUCUUGCUCCAUCCGGAACCCAUAGCAACCCCGUGAAUCAGCUCCCCCCGCGGGCCCAAGACGUUUGCACUCUCCUCAAUGAUCCCUCUCUUCACACAGCCAACCGUCAUGUACAAACAAAAAUCCCGAGAGGCGCGGGCAGAAGCGGCCCACUGUCUGUCACUGAACCUCGACGAAACGCCGCCACGCCACCCGCCGUCUCCACGCAUUCAAUGCCAACUUUCACCAUGACUCGCUCCCUCAACGUCCUCAUUGCACUUCCCGACCCUGCCUCGCUCAAAUUCGCCUGCUCCGUCGUCAACCGCCUGCAUCGGAACGAAAAUGUCUCCCUCAAGGUAAUCGCCUGCUGCGACUACCACCAAGCCCCCACCCUCUCCGUCCCGCCCUCCCUCCAGCCCGUCUGGCACCGCUACAAUGUCCAUGACAGCCCCAAACCCGAGUGCCAGCACGCCGAUUUUGUCGAUGCAAAGGUCGCAGAGUACUGCGCAUGGGCCGACCUGCUCGUGCUGGCCCCCCUCGAUGCCGAGAACAUAGCCCGAAUGCUACACGGCUUCACCACCAACCUGCACCUCAACAUCCUCCGAAGCUGGAACGUCUCCAAGAAGAUCCUUCUGAUCCCGGCCAUGUCCGCUCUCAUGUGGGAGCACCCCAUGUCCAAGAAGCAGAUUAGCAAGAUUAGAAGAAAGUGGAAUUGGAUUCUGGUGCUACCUCCAUACCUCUGGACGUUUGAUCACCUAGGCAAGAAACAUCUACAGUGGGAUGGCCAUAAGAUCUUCAACGAGUCGCUCCAGACCCAGAUCGAUCUCAUGGCUGUGGGCCACCGCAACAUUGCCCUGCCGACGGCGCACAUGGCCACCUUGACUCCCACCAAGAGCAAAGGGCCCCGUCUCCCGCCUGAGCUGUGGUCCAUCGUCUUGGAGUUUACAGAGGACUGGGAGCUGGCCACAACUAUGCACAUCCGCACCAACCUCCCCGUGCCGCCCGAGUGGCGCCAGGCAGCCAGCGAAGAGGGCCUCAAAACCCAGAUGCAGAGGCUGGAGUGGGUGCUGUUGACGGGAACCCACGCUGAGAUUGCAUCCCUGCUGAGCGCAGACCCUCCGACACGCAUCUCGCGGCUGUCCAUUGAGCUCAUCAUGCGCUUCGCCAUGGUGUCGGUCCUGGCUCACCUCGAGCAUGCUUACCGAGAUCUAUUCUGGGGCACAUUCGGCCACGCCUUCCUCCCUCACAAAGCGUCCAUGUUCGGCAGGACCGAGAUAUUGGAGUACUGGCGCACGUCGCCGACUUUUCUGACCAAGGAAUAUUCCGCCGAGGCAAUGGAUAACGCCAGCCGCUCGGGCUCGGUGCAGGCGCUCGAUUGGUGGUACGAAUCCGGUCUUCCGUUGAAGUAUAGCGAGUCCGCACUGGAAGCAGCCAGUUCGCAAGGCUUCGUGCAAGUUUUGGGAUGGUGGAAAGGCCACAGCAGGUACCGCAAAGCCCCCGCCACCCCGCCAUCCCCGGGCGUGCAGCACGAGAGUGCCAGUGGUCGAAGGGAGCUGCUUAACCUCAAGGUCGGCAAGUCCAUAACCUACGCCACGCAAUCCGGUUGUCUGCCUGCCAUACACUUCUGGGUGGAGUCUGGCAUUCCGUUCUCGCAUGAAGACACGGUAGCAAAGCUCGCAUCAGCGCAUGGACACACGCACAUUCUCGACUAUUGGCGCAAGCUGCGCGGAGAAAAGAUGCUGUUUGACAAUCAAGUGCUUGUGGGUCCCACCAAACAGGGGCACGCACAAGUCUUGGAUUGGUGGAAGUCCAGCGGUCUGCGCGUUGAAUAUAAGACGUGCGAUAUCGAAGAGGCACUCGAGGAUGGGGUUGGGGGUAAGCACGGCGAGGCAGUGCGCAAAUGGUGGGCGCAGAAUGGUCUCAACCUGGGUGUCGGAACGAGCGAAUGGAUGCGGGUCAAAGUUCUGGGGUCGUGA